This is a messenger RNA of Dentiscutata erythropus, 1002 nucleotides long. The record is from the annotation of a GenBank genome assembly. NCBI's taxonomy places the organism in Eukaryota, Fungi, Glomeromycota, Glomeromycetes, Diversisporales, Gigasporaceae.
AUGACAAAUUCAAUGACAACAAAUCCUGAAAAUUUAAAUGAUCCUACUGACAUGGAAGAUAAAUCAACAACAACCAAUAAUGAUAACAAGAGGAUUCCAGUUGGAAAAUGGAUACCUGAAUUUGUUACAUCACCAAAAUUAAUUCACGCUUCUCUUAUACCUUUAGCUCAAUAUAAAAAAUAUAAAUCUAAUGAAAUUAAACAGAACACUAAUAACAACAGAAUCAAUAGUAAUAACGUCAAUAACAUUGUUAAUCAUUAUUCAAGAAGAAGAUUAUCUCAUGGAAAACGUACAUCUCAAAUAUUUCGACAACGUUUAUUAGAACAAAGCUUAUCGAUAUCACUUGUUGGUGCAGGUUCAACCAAUUUAUCGAAAAAUACUACUACCAGUAGUAUUACUAAAGUACGAUUUUCAUCUUUACCGUCAUCUUCUUCUCAAUCUAAAUUACCAAGACGUCGAUUAUCCAGAAAAGAAUCAGAUGAAUUAGUUCAAAAAGUUAAUGCCGAAAUUCAAAGAAGAAAAGAAAAAUAUGAAAUUCCUCGACCACCAUUAAGACAAAAAACAAAAUCUCCUAUUACGAUUUCUCCUAUUCCUUUUACUCCCACUCCUUUUACUCCCACUUCUUCCACCCCUCCUUUUACUCCGACUUCUACUACUCCUCCUUUUGCUCCCAGAUCUUAUCCUCCUCCUCUUACUCCCAAUUCUCGUCAUCUUUCUCCCUCUCUUUCUCCCUCUCUUUCUCCCUCUCCUUCUCCUCCUUCCCCUCUUUUGGAUUCUCAAAAUUCAAAAGCUUCAUUAUUACCUUUAAUUUCUUCAUUACCGGAAAUAUCAAAAUCACGUUCCCGUUCUAUAACUCCAACUUCCCCUAGAUCUCCAAAAUCUCCUAAAUCUCCUAAAUCACUUAUAUCUAAAGAAUUGCCUCCUUUUCCCGCUCAUUUGGCACGUUAUAGUAUGAUGAAAAUUCCGUUUACAAUGACUCUUAAUGUAUCAUCAAUGUUCUAA